This is a messenger RNA of Hemibagrus wyckioides, 5225 nucleotides long. RefSeq lists its product as uncharacterized. Bases 1740 to 2390 code for a protein of 216 amino acids. Gene Ontology annotation, molecular function: monoatomic cation channel activity. The transcript is spliced from 5 exons. The record is from RefSeq and is a predicted model, not a curated record. NCBI's taxonomy places the organism in Eukaryota, Metazoa, Chordata, Actinopteri, Siluriformes, Bagridae.
AUUAUUCUCACAUGUAUAUGAGGGGUGGAGUGAUGAACACAGUGCAGUGUAAAAGACAGAGCUGUCAGAAUAUCAGAGACGGUCAGAAUCUCAGAUAGGAGAAGAAUAAAGACGUCUGAUCUACAAUCAUCCUGUGAAUAUCUGACUUUCAUCAUGACUAAAGUCAUUACUGGUUUUUUGAGGAAGCAUAGCAGAGAUGUGGGACUCUGCAGUCUCUUUCUUGGUCUUAUGGAGAAACUGAUGGACUCUGAUUUUGUUUGUCCUUGCCAACCUUCACUUAAUAUAUUCCUAAGUGUUGGCUAUGCCAUUGAGCCUUUCUUGACUUGCUUUAUUUACACUUGGUUUUACUUGGACGUGUCCUCAAUGACAGAAACCGGAGGGGAGGAAGAAGAAUCCAAAAGAAAAGCAACCUGCUCCACUGACACAGCCUUAAAGCUGGAGGACAGAAGAGGGGAAAAAAAGAGCAAACAUGAUAAAGUUUUCAACUCCCUCAUCAUAUCCCUCAUCUGGCUGUUUUUCUUCUUUAUGGAUGGCCAAUACGUGGCCUGUGCGUGUUCAUGUUGGGGUGGUGAGUACACAGAAACUGGAGCUUUAAAGUGGUGCAAACCGAAAGGAAACGAUACGGAGGUGUUUGAACGUCAGCAGGAGACUCUUUACUAUAUCACCAUAUUCCAGGUGACAGGUUUUUUGAUAGUGCCACUGAUCAUCCUAAUAAUAUUCUUAAGCAAUGGUAUACAACAUUAUGACAGAUGAUCUGCUUGGAUCGUCGAGAAGAGACGUGAAGAGCAGGAGGCUCGUCAGCAGUGACUCUGUGAUCAGAUGGUUGUGAGUUUAAAUCUCAGGUCUGAAGGAAGAACAGGAAGCUCCUCUGCUCAGCGCUGGAGUCUGAUCACUUUAGAUAUAAGAAAAAGAAAAGAAAAAAUGUUUUUCUGUGUUUCUGCUAUAAUCAGGUGUUACAUGUUACCCUGUGAGAUUCAUUGUCAUUUUUAUUUCCAUUGUAUUUGUAAAGUGUUCUGAGACAAACCACCUGUAAUUCCCUUCUUUAUUCUUCUUUAAAAAUACAAAAUAAAAUCCAUAAAAAUGACUGAGUCAUCUAUUUAUUCUGUUAGCUCUGUUAGAUUGUGAUUUUAUAGGAAGAGGAGCUGGAUGGUGGAGAGGCUCAGGCAGAUUUAUUAAAGGAAACACAAAAGGAGAAAUGAAAGUGGAGUGUCCGGUAAGGGGAAAAGUGUUAUCAUUCACAGAAGGAGUCUCCAGUGUCAAAGCUGAUUAGAGCUGAUUACAUUUUAAGACUCCAGAGUUAGUAAUGUUUGAAGGGUGAGAAGACAACAGCACUGCAGUUUCCUGUGGUUUUUAUCUCUCUAUCGUCACACUAUCAUUUGCUAUUAUUGUGUUUCUGAAAACCCUCGCGUGACGACGGCCUUCAUCUUUUACAUUUCAGUGGCGUUCUACUCUGUGACAACACUGUGAGUAAUCCCAGAAUGUUCAGUACAUUUCCUUAACAUGUUAGCAUCAUUAGCAUUAUAGCUUCAGCGCAGAACCAAUGAAAGAAAACCUCAGAGGAGAGGAAGUAUGUUUGUGUGGUUUCUCCUUCUUGCUCUACCAGAUAUUUACUUCUACCCUCCUUCUCUGUAGAGUAGAGGAGGAGUGAUGAACAGCACAAGCAGGAGAUACGAAGACGGAGCCGUGACAAAACAUCGCAUCUUACUCGCCAUCCAGUCCCUGCAGUCUGACGUGUCACCAUGAUCAGUGCUAAAGGUCUUCUUGCAUUCUUGAAGAAAAGAGUUACAAGAUUUGGGAUCUUCAGUCUGAUUCUGGUGGUUUUCGAGCAGAUUCUGGAUAAAGACUUUGUUUGUCCUUGUAAACAUACCUAUAAUAUUACAGUGUGUGUUCUUUAUGGAGCAGUCCCUUCCAUCGGGUGCUUUCUCUUGACUUUUUUUUUCAUGGACCUGUCUCUAAACACUGAUGGCCGGAGGAAGGAAAUCUCCACGUGUAAUAAAGUUCUGUACUCCAGUCUCACCGCCAGCAUCUGGCUCUUCCUCUUCUUCGCCGAUGGUCGAUACCUGGCCUGUGCGCUCUCAGCCUGGGAGGGUGUGUACGCUAAAUCUGACACUUUGGGGAUUGAAAAAUGGUGCAAACCCACAGGAAAUGAAACCUCAGAGUUAGAGAGUCAGCAGAUUACUCUGAAGUGGAUCUCCAUAUCUCAGAUUUUAGGUUUCUUCAUCAUUCUGUUAGUUGUGGUUCUCCUGGCCUGUGUACAAGGCACUCAGAGAGCUCUGACACACAGGAACAUCACUGAGAGGGAAUGUGAUGAAGAUAGCAGGGAGAACCUGCAACGUCAACUCGGUGAGAGGAAUUCCCGCUCGGAAAGUGACGAAGACACAUGUUUAUAAAAACCAAAGCUGCCUUAUGAUUUUCUUUCAUUGUUGUGGUUUGAUUUAUUGUUGUUGUUGUUGUUGUUAUAUGUUAAUUGUGUUGAUAUUGUGAGUAAAUAAGUUUUAUGAUCUUCUAUAGAUCAAACAGAUUUCAGUAUCUUGUGAUUGUUUCCAUCCUGUCAGAAUAUUACAGCUGAUUACACUGUUCUGGAUCAUUCAGUUUGCUGUACUAUACCACCUUAAACUCAGUAAACAGGUCAUUCUCCUUUUGUUUUGUGAUUAAAAAAUAAAGCAAUACCAUAAAAAGGGUUAAGGAAAAUGAAAUAAAUAAAAGGAGUUUCAGUGUGUAAGCGAGCGUGAGAAAACGAGAGCACUGCAGUUUCCUGUGGUUUGUAUCAUCACACUAUCAUUUGUUAUUGUUGUGUUCCUCAAAACCCUCACGUGAUGACGGCUUUCGUCCUUCCUGCUGUUUUGUUUUUGGCUCUUAAAUUUACUCUGUAGGAACAUUUUAAUCCUUCUGCUGAAUUACGCUCAGUAGAAAUCUUCAGUGUAAAAAUGAUUCUUGCAAAUUCUGACUCUCACUGAUGUUCAGUAACUGAAAGUGAAAGCAAAUAAGCAUCUGAUUCAUGUCACUGAUUCCUGUCACCAUGGCGAUUCAUGUCACUGAUUCAUGUCACCAUGGCGAUUCAUGUCACUGAUUCAUGUCACCAUGGCGAUUCAUGUUGUGAUUCAUGUCACCAUGGCGAUUCAUGUCACUGAUUCAUGUCACCAUGGCGAUUCAUGUUGUGAUUCAUGUCACCAUGGCGAUUCAUGUCACUGAUUCAUGUCACCAUGGUGAUUCAUGUCACUGAUUCAUGUCAUCAUGGCGGUUCAUGUCACUGAUUCAUGUCACCAUGGCGAUUCAUGUUGUGAUUCAUGUCACCAUGGCGAUUCAUGUUGUGAUUCAUGUCACCAUGGCGAUUCAUGUUGUGAUUCAUGUCACCAUGGCGAUUCAUGUUGUGAUUCAUGUCUCCAUAGAGGUUUGGGAUAUUGGGUCACUGUUUAAUAACAGAUAAUAAUUUUGUCCUUGGUUUCUGGUUAUAAAUGAAUGUGAGCGUGGAUAACUGGAACUGGAAAAACUAGACCAGUGACUUGAUUAAGGAGUGUUCUAUCCCAGUAGAAAGUGAACUCUAAUAAUGGAGGUGUGGUCAGGUGAUGCUGUUAAAGCGGUAUUGUCAUGACAAAUGAGGAAUCUUUGUGAGGUUUCAUUUUCUAAUGGUUUCUUUGUAUGAGGCUUUGCGUCUCCUCCCCUACUGGUCAUUUCAUUCACAGCAUCCUCUGUUGUAUAUUAAGGAGUGAAUGAAUGACACACAGCAGGGUGUGUGAGAGAGCAGUGACCCUGUGCACCAGAAAAUCUAUUUCCUUUCGGUGGGCCGGGGAGUUCAGCACGAGGUUGACACCUCUUUCAAACAAUCUAGCAGCAUGGAAACUUCAAUGAGGUGUCUCUCAUUGGGUCCUAGAUACCAUAGAAAAAGGGUACAGGAUCCAGUUUGCCUCUUUUCGACUCGGGGCUGCAUCCAGUUUUGGACCUGUGGGCUCUGAACUGUGCACAGAAGGCAUUAAAAUUUAAGAUGCUCACACGCAAACUUAUCUAGUCUCAAAUCAGGUCCAAGGGUCCAAGGACUGGUUUGUGACAAUAGAUCUCAAAGAUGUCUAUUUGCAUGUAGGUAUUCUACCAGAACACAGGAAGUUCCUCAGGUUCGCUUUCUGGGGCAAAGCAUACCAGUAUUGUGUUCUUCCUUUUGGUCUAGUCCUGUCACCGCACACAUUCACAGAGUACAUGGAUGCUGCCCUGGUGCCACUGCAUUUCCAGGGCAUCCAUGUCUUGAAUUACCUGGACAACUGGCUCAUCCUGGCCCAGUUGAAGGCCAUGGUGGCCAGUCAUCGAGAUGCUGUGCUUGCCAUAUGAGGUCUCUAGACCUCAAGUUGAACCCAGAGAAAUGUUUACUUUCUCCUUCUCAGAGAACCACCUUCUUGGGGGUAGUUUGGGAUUCCAUCAUGAUGCAGGCAUGUAUGUUCUCUGCUCAGGUGGAUUCCAUGCUAUCAGUAGUAAAAGGCCAAAGUCUCUCGGUCACUGAGACACAAAGAAUACUCAGCCUCAUGGCGGCAGCAGCCGUUAUCCCUUUGGGUCUGCUUCACAUGAGGCUGUUCCAGCUCUGGCUCCAGGGUGCAUCAUCGCCAAUUCUUUCAACAGAUGCCUCACUUUUGGCUGGGGAGCAGUCUUGGACCAUCUCUCUCAUGGCACAUAAAUUGUCUGGAGAUAAGUCUUGUGUUUCUAGCAUUGAAACACUUUCUCCCACACCUCAGGGUCUACCAUGUGUAGGUGCACACAGACAGCACUACAGUAGUUUCUUAUAUCAAUCAUCAAGGUGGUCUGUGUUCACACCCUCUGGUCAGGUUGGUGCAGCAUUUUCUGCUCUGGACAGAGACCAGUUUUCUUUCACUGAGCGCAAUGUUCAUCCCAGAGCACAUAAAUCAGGAUGCAGACUUCCUGUUGAGGCAGGUGCUGAGGCCCCGGAAGUGGUGUCUCUGCAUCUGGCAGAUUUUCGGCUUGGCAGAAGUGGAUGUGUUCAAAAUGUAGUGGAGUGAAAGAAAGACCUCUUUAGUAAAGUACAGAUACUGAAAAAAAUAAUUAAGUCCUGUAACAAAUUACUUUUACUUUGUGCCUGCCCUCUACUGCUAAAACACACACACACACACACACACACACACACACAUGCACACACACAUGCACACACACACACACACACACACACACAUGCACACACACACGCACACACACACACACAUGCACACACACAUGCACACACACAC